This is a messenger RNA of Caenorhabditis bovis, 369 nucleotides long. The record is from the annotation of a GenBank genome assembly. NCBI's taxonomy places the organism in Eukaryota, Metazoa, Nematoda, Chromadorea, Rhabditida, Rhabditidae.
AUGGCGAACGACUGGGGUGAAAAUGGAGGCAAUUCACGUGGAAGCCGAUCGUUCGAUAACCCAAGUCAAUUGAGAUCCGAUUUCACGAUGUCGGGACGAACCGUCUUCGACGAUCACUAUUCCGACGAGGACUCAUUCUUCGAUGCGAUGAGCCACAAGGAGCGUUCGGCGUCAUUUGGUGGCGCCACUCAAUACAGUCAGCAAUUCAUGCACAAUCAUCUUCUCGACUUCUCGUUCAACGAGCACAACAUCUACAAUCCGUCGCUUUUGACCAUCAACAGCUACAAUUCGAGACGCUUGCGCAAAUUGUGGGAAAUUGCGCUGAAACCUCGAGCGGAAAUUGAAAAGUGGGUGGUUGUAAUUCGUUAG